Messenger RNA from Austrofundulus limnaeus, 2322 nucleotides. RefSeq names its product hydroxysteroid (11-beta) dehydrogenase 2 (gene hsd11b2). The transcript has 6 exons. Gene Ontology annotation, biological process: glucocorticoid metabolic process. Gene Ontology annotation, molecular function: 11-beta-hydroxysteroid dehydrogenase (NAD+) activity. The record is from RefSeq and is a predicted model, not a curated record. NCBI's taxonomy places the organism in Eukaryota, Metazoa, Chordata, Actinopteri, Cyprinodontiformes, Rivulidae. Gene Ontology annotation, cellular component: intracellular membrane-bounded organelle. Bases 115 to 1353 code for a protein of 412 amino acids.
CUGAUCAGUCACUCAGAGUGUGUGUCUGUGUGUGUCUGUGUGUGUGUUCAGCAGGGGGACCCUGACUUAAACAGCAACACUUUCCUGCAGCAGACAGACACGUCUCUCCUCCUGAUGGACGACUACGCUCUUCCCUUCUGGGUCCACCUGGCGGUGGUGACCGUGCUCGUUGGGGGGGCCGUGAAGAAGGUGCUGGCGUCCCACCUGAGCGCCGGACCCACCUUGGUGGCCUGGCUGGGGGCCACGGUCCUGGUGGAGCGGCUGUGGGCGUUCUGCCUGCCGGCCCUGCUCCUGCUGGUGCUGCUGGGCCUCGCGUACCGCCUCUGCUGGCGGUCCAGGACCGGCCCGCCCACCGCCAUCCUGCCCGCCGAGGGCAAGGCCGUGCUGAUCACAGGUUGUGACUCCGGCUUCGGCCACGCUGCGGCCAAACGUCUGGACGCUCUGGGCUUUGAGGUGUUCGCCACGGUGAUGGACCUGACCGGGGACGGAGCCAGGGAGCUGCAGAGGACCGGCUCGUCCCGCCUCACCGUCCUCCAGGUGGACAUCACUCAGCCUCAGCAGGUGCAGCAGGCGCUGCUGGACACCAAGGCCAAGCUGGGCCUCCGAGGUCUGUGGGGUUUGGUCAACAACGCCGGUGUGUGUGUGAACUUCGGAGACGCAGAGCUGUCGCUCAUGUCCAACUUCCGUGGCUGCAUGGAGGUCAACUUCUUCGGCACGCUGUGCGUCACCAAGUGCUUCCUGCCGCUCAUACGACAAGCUAAAGGACGCAUCGUCACCAUCUCCAGCCCAGCUGGUGACCAGCCGUUCCCGUGCCUGGCGGCGUACGGCGCGUCCAAAGCAGCUCUCAACCUCUUCACUGACACUCUGAGGCACGAGCUGGAGCCCUGGGGGGUCCACGUGUCCACCGUCCUGCCGUCCUCCUACAAGACAGGUCACUCCAGUAACCACACCUACUGGGAGCAGCAGCACAAGCAGCUGCUGCAGAGCCUGUCGCCGGCGCUGCUCGACGAGUACGGCGAGGACUACGUGACCGAGACCAAGGACCUGUUCCAGAGCUUCGCCAAGCAGGCCAACCCGGACCUCAGCCCCGUCACCGGCACCAUCGUGCACGCGCUGCUGGCGCCGCAGCCGCAGGCGCGCUACUACGCCGGCCCCGGCGUCGGCCUCAUGUACUUCAUCCACAGCUACUGCCCGUUCAGCCUCAGCAACCGCUUCCUCCAGAAACUCUUCCUGAAGAAGAAGCUGGUGCCGCGCGCGCUGAGGAAGCAGUCGGGCCUGGAGGUGGGCCUCGACCUGGACCACCUCUACAACAACAACAACAACAACAACGAGGAGAAGCUGCAGCAGCUGUGAGGCUGCAGACUGUCCACCUGCAGAUAGAGGACCACUUCUGUAACUCACUUAUACAGUCGUAUCCCGUCCUGUUCGUUCUGUGACUGUCCAAGUGAUCAUAGUGAUGCACCCAGGUGUCUGACUCCGCCCACACAGGAUGACGACUGCCCUGGACUUCAGGAGGCGGGGUUUGGAUAGAAGUAGGGAAGCAGCCGCAGGUCGCUGCACAAACACACUGACUUCAUGUGCCUUCAUCACGCAGAGAGCUGAGAGUCAGCGCCGUCCCAGAAACGCUCCUGGUGGACCACCUCUCGUCAGGACUGCCUCUCAUCAGGACCGCCUCUCAUCAGGACCGCCUCUCAUCAGGNGCCUCUCAUCAGGACCGCCUCUCAUCAGGACCGCCUCUCAUCAGGUCCGCCUCUCGUCAGGACCGCCUCUCGUCAGGACCGCCUCUCGUCAGGACCGCCUCUCAUCAGGACCGCCUCUCAUCAGGACCGCCUCUCAUCAGGACCGCCUCUCAUCAGGACCGCCUCUCAUCAGGACUCGGCUCCAACUUUACACCAACUUAGCUCACUAAGUUCACUCGGUUUCUGCAAACAGGAAAUGAUGUCAGCGAACACCUGAGGCUCAUGUUUUUAUGACUCACCUGCUUCACUCCAGGAGGUUCAAAGAAUCUCUCGCUUCACAGGAAAUCUAAAACAUGAACGUCUGAGAAGUCCGAACUAAAUACGAACAGACUCCACCCGCCAGGGCUGUCAGUAAUAAUGACACAAACGCACCCUGCCACACUCCUCACACACCUGUGAUCAGCAGGAACUUCCACCUCACAACUUCUCAGAAUCAUUCUAGGAAAAAAAUGAUUUAUUGAUUUUUAAAAGAAAAAAAAUCACAUUUUUUUUUAUCAGAGACAGAAUUAAUCAAAAAGUUUCUUCUUUGAUUCAACCUUCAAAUUAAAUCCAAAACAAACAUUAAAGUUACCAAAAUGUUUAA